AUGGAGAGACGACAGAGAAAGAGAGAAGAAUUUGCUGACUGCACUCUCCUUUUCACUGAUAUUGUCACAUUCACAAACAUUUGUGCUCUGUGUACUCCGUAUGAUGUCGUUACUCUACUCAAUGAUUUAUAUCUUCGAUUCGAUCGUCUUGUCGGAUUGCAUGACGCCUACAAAGUGGAAACAAUUGGUGAUGCUUAUAUGAUCGUCGGUGGUGUUCCAGAACAUUGUGAAAAUCACGCAGAAAGAGUUUUGAAUAUCUCAAUCGGAAUGUUGAUGGAAUCUAAAUUAGUCCUAUCUCCAAUCACUCAUAAACCAAUCAAAAUUCGUCUGGGUGUACACUGUGGACCAGUUGUUGCUGGAGUUGUUGGAAUCAAAAUGCCAAGAUAUUGUCUAUUUGGUGACACUGUAAAUGUUGCAAACAAAAUGGAAUCCAAUGGAAUUCAGUGCAAAAUCCACGUCAGUGAAACCGCUAAACAAAAUGGAUUGAAAGCGAACCCUUCGUAUGUGUUCAUCGAUAGAGGAAACACUGAAAUAAGGGGAAAGGGAAUGAUGUACACCUACUUUUUGGAGAGAAACGACAGAAAAAGUGUUUGGGAAUUGUGUGCAAGACCGAGAUCUGGGGAACAGACUAUCGAUGGUUACAUGGAGCUUCACGAUCAAGCAAUUUAUCAAGAAGAGGGUAAUCAGGAGAGAGCAAAUGCUGAAAAUGGACAUAAUUCAUCAGCUAACGCAGCGAACAAUAAUAAUAAUCAUCACUCUGGACGCAAAAUGAUGAACGGAACCAGCGUCGACCCUGGAAGUCAUCACGUCCGCUCUCCAACCUGCACAAUUUGCUAA
This is a messenger RNA of Caenorhabditis remanei, 837 nucleotides long. RefSeq lists its product as uncharacterized. The record is from RefSeq and is a predicted model, not a curated record. Gene Ontology annotation, cellular component: guanylate cyclase complex, soluble. Lineage: Eukaryota; Metazoa; Nematoda; Chromadorea; Rhabditida; Rhabditidae. Gene Ontology annotation, molecular function: guanylate cyclase activity. Bases 1 to 837 code for a protein of 278 amino acids. Gene Ontology annotation, biological process: response to oxygen levels; cyclic nucleotide biosynthetic process. The transcript is spliced from 8 exons.